Ananas comosus (pineapple) is the source of this 1962-nucleotide messenger RNA. RefSeq names its product oligopeptide transporter 5-like. The coding region runs from base 1 to 1962 and encodes 653 amino acids. The transcript has 6 exons. Gene Ontology annotation, molecular function: oligopeptide transmembrane transporter activity. The record is from RefSeq and is a predicted model, not a curated record. Gene Ontology annotation, biological process: transmembrane transport. NCBI's taxonomy places the organism in Eukaryota, Viridiplantae, Streptophyta, Magnoliopsida, Poales, Bromeliaceae.
AUGGCCGCGACCCUCCCCGCAAAGUGCUUGAGAAUCCCGUGGACCGGAUGGAAGGUUUCACUCAAUCCCGGGCCCUUCAAUAUCAAAGAGCACGCGCUCGUCAUGAUUCUAGCUUCGUCGGGUUCUUGGAUCCCUUAUGCCAGUGAGGUGGUACCUCAAAUGAAAGCGUUCUACCACAGGGAGAUUAAUCCCUGGGCUGCUCUCCUGUUGAUACAAACAUCUCAGGUGAUGGGUUAUGGGUUUGCUGGUGUGUUUAUGAAGUUUCUCGUGGACUCUCCGUACAUGUGGUGGCCUUCGACUUUAGUUGAUGUUUCUACCUACAGGGCACUUCAUGAAGUAGAAGUGAGACAAAAGGGAGGCCUAACUAAAAUUCAGUUCUUUACGAUUGUGGCCGUCUCGAGCUUUGCUUACUAUGUUGUUCCCAACUACUUCUUCCCCUCGAUCAUGGCCCUAUCGUUCUCCUGCUGGAUUUGGAAGAGCUCAAUCACGGCGCAACAGAUUGGGUCAGGCUUUUCUGGUCUUGGGGUUGGGUCGAUCGGGCUUGACUGGUCGACCAUCGCUGCGAUCGGCAAUCCCAUGGCCAAUCCAGCAUUCACUAUAUUUAACACGCUCGCCGGGUUCAUCCUCGCGAUUUACGUCGUAACUCCCCUCGUUUACUGGAGGAAUGCAUACAAUGCAAGAAGAUUUCCUAUUUUCAGCGCGGGGACAUUCGACGAGGCCGGUGGAAAAUACAACAUUUCAAGGGUACUGGACAGCAAAAGAUUUGAGCUGGAUAAGAGUGCAUAUGAGGAAUACUCACCAUUGUACAUGAGUGCAUUCCUGGUGGUUGCCUAUGGUUUUAGUUUUGCGGCGAUAACAGCUACUCUAGUCCAUGUGGCUCUUUACAACGGGAGGUCGAUAUGGCGACAGUACAAACAAGCAAGUUCCAGUUCAAGUAGACCGGAUGACAUUCACACUCGAUUGAUGAAGAACAACUACAAGUCCAUCCCGCAAUCGUGGUUUAUCGUGCUACUGUUAAUGAUGCUUGGUUUAUCAAUACUAACAGUUGAAGGAUUCGACAAACAAUUCCAACUUCCUUUUGUGGGGGUCCUGCUGGCAUGCGCCAUGGCUUUUAUUCUCCUCCUACCUUUUGGUGUUCUCGAGGCUACAACAAGCAGGGGUCUAGAUCUAGCUAUUAUUUCAGAAAUGAUUAGUGGGUACUUGUAUCCUGGAAAGCCCCUGGCAGCAUUUGCAUUCAAAUCCUAUGCUACGAGUUGCAUGGGACUUGCGCUAAAUUUCCUAAAAUCUUUCAAGUUUGGCCACUACAUGAAGAUCCCUCCGAGGUCAAUGUUCAUCGUCCAGAUUGUCGGCACGGUGAUCGCAUGCUCAGUAGACUUUGCGACAGCGUGGUGGCUCCUUUCAACAGUCCAUGGCAUUUGUGACCUCGAUAAGCUUCCAGCGGGGAGCCCCUGGACGUGCCCGAGCCAAACACUAACCAACAGCCGCAUCAACAUUUGGGCUGUGAUUGGGCCGGCACGCAUCUUCGGAUCCCUAAGCGUUUACUCAAGCCUCUACUACUACUUCCUCUAUGGUGCCUUCGCGACGGUCUUGGUUUGGAUCAUCUCGCGCUUAUUUCCUAAAGAAGAAUGGAUCAGGCAAGUCAAUGUUCCGCUGAUUUUUGCAGCGUCCACGCAGAUGCCGUACGCGAAGCCUGUGAACUACUGGUCAUGGUUUAUCGUCGCGUUUUUCUUCAACUAUGUGGUGUAUAGGAAGUGGAAAGUGUGGUGGAGUAGAUACAACUACGUGUUGUCGAACGCGCUCACCUGCGGCGUCGCAUUAAUGGCCUUGCUGGGGAGUAUUUUCCAGUUCAAUGGCAUCAACGGGAUCGGCUGGUGGGGGCAAGCUGUGAGUGAUCAUUGCCCCUUAGCUCAUUGUCCCACAGCUCCAGGAAUUGAAGCUAAAGGUUGCCCCCUUCACCAUUAA